CUCAGCCCACCUUAGCAACUCUUUACAUUUUAUACUCUUUAUACAUUUGGACUGUUGAAUCUGAUUCAGGCUGUCCUGAUCUCUUCACUCUUAUGAACGGGAGAUGCUGCAAACUGUGUCCUCCAGGACAAUAUCUGAAGGAGUUCUGCACAGAAACGACAGAAACCGUGUGUCUCCCGUGUCCCGACAACUCCUUCUCCCUACAACAUAACGCCUUUGACAAAUGCACAGAAUGCCAUUCGUGCCAAGGUGCCCACCGAGAACGAGAAUUGCCGUGCUACUCAACCGCAAACGCAAAAUGUACGUGCCUCGAUGGUUUCCUGUGUUCCGAUGACGCGUGCUCGCAAUGUGUGGAAAACAAUUGCGAUGCCGGCGAGAGAGCAGUCAAGACAGGAUCCGUCGCAGGCCUGAGGCAGUACAAGUGCCAGUCAGCGUGCCCUGAUCAUGAGUAUCUGGACACGAAAAUGAAUAUCUGCAAGCCAAAACUACAGUGCAAAAGGGAAGGACUCCUGGAGCGGUUUCCGGGGAACACAACCCAUAACGCAGUUUGCCAUCAACGCGGCGCUGAACCACGAACUGAUUCCGAAACGGAAAGUGGCAGAGAUGCCCUCUGUGUGACCUGGCGCAUUGGAUGUGUGUUGCUGGCUCUCAUUCUUCUCGUGAUCCUGACUUACACCUCUAUAAAAGCCAUAAAGAAAUGUAGAACAGAUAAAACCAACAGUGCCUCGCCAGUGACCGAAAAUGACUCACAUCUGUCCAAGGAAGAAAGCGGACUCCAGCAGCUCAUCAUCCAGACCGAUUCCAGCAAGAGCCAACUCCAGGAAAUAGUCACCGCCUUGCAAUAGAGAUGACAAAAGCAGUGUAUUGAAUUGCAUUGCUUUGGUAGCCACACAAAUAUGAUAUAUAUUUACUCGAGAGAUAAAAAUCGUGUACAUAUUCUAUACUCUGCUUGUUUAUUUGUUUUUAAGGCUUGUUGUUGUAUGGCUCACUUCACCUUUCUACAGUAUGUCAACACUCGUUCCCAGCAACCAAUCAUGGAGAGCAUGUUAAAACUGUGCCAUACUAUGAUUAUGAUGAAAGCUGUUGUUAUUUUUGCAUGAAAAAUAUACAAUCCCUCCAUCCAUUUUGUGAGCCACUUAUCCUCACGAGGGUCGCAGGGAGUGCUGGAGCCUAUCCCGGCUGUCAACGGGCAGGAGGCAGGGGACACCCUGAAUUGGUCGCCAGCCAAUCGCAGGCCACAUGGAGAUAAACAACCAAUCACACUCACAAUCACACCGAGGGGCAAUUUAGAGCGUCCAAUUAAUGUUGCGUGUUUUUGGGAUGUGGGAGGAAACCGGAGUGCCCGCCCGGAGAAGACCCACGCAGGGACGGGGAGAACAUGCAAAGUCCACACAGGCGGGUCCGGGAUUGAACCUGGGACAUCAGAACUGUGAGGCCAACGCUUUCCAGCUGAGCCCACCGUG
This is a messenger RNA of Syngnathoides biaculeatus (alligator pipefish), 1463 nucleotides long. RefSeq names its product tumor necrosis factor receptor superfamily, member 18 (gene tnfrsf18). Gene Ontology annotation, cellular component: external side of plasma membrane; CD40 receptor complex. NCBI's taxonomy places the organism in Eukaryota, Metazoa, Chordata, Actinopteri, Syngnathiformes, Syngnathidae. Gene Ontology annotation, molecular function: antigen binding; signaling receptor activity; cytokine binding. The record is from RefSeq and is a predicted model, not a curated record. The transcript has 7 exons. Gene Ontology annotation, biological process: positive regulation of interleukin-12 production; positive regulation of B cell proliferation; positive regulation of transcription by RNA polymerase II. Bases 93 to 845 code for a protein of 250 amino acids.